Manihot esculenta (cassava) is the source of this 2967-nucleotide messenger RNA. RefSeq names its product peptidyl serine alpha-galactosyltransferase. Gene Ontology annotation, molecular function: glycosyltransferase activity. The coding region runs from base 231 to 2711 and encodes 826 amino acids. The record is from RefSeq and is a predicted model, not a curated record. NCBI's taxonomy places the organism in Eukaryota, Viridiplantae, Streptophyta, Magnoliopsida, Malpighiales, Euphorbiaceae. The transcript is spliced from 8 exons.
UAACUGGUUUGCCCGAAGUAUCAAUCUUUGUUUAAUAGACUUCGCUGUCAUCUCUCCAAAAAGCACUAAGCAUUUCCUGGUCAUCUCCAUUACCUAACCAUAUUAUAGUAACGUAUUAAGGGGAAGGAGAUGAAGAUUUUCGAGUGUUUGACUUUUACAAUUUCUCUACAAUGAACGAAAUUUAGAUCUUUGAUAGGAACCCAUCUCGAAUCAGGCCUUGAAUUUGAGCUAUGAUGGCUGAAUUAAGGGUUUUGAUCUGGGUUUUAUUGGGGUUAUGGAUUCAUGUUGUGUGGGGUGUGAAAACGGCUCAGGAGGCACCGUUCAGGAUCCAUACUCUGUUCUCAGUGGAAUGCCAGAAUUACUUUGAUUGGCAAACGGUGGGGCUCAUGCAUAGCUUCAAGAAGGCUGGACAACCUGGGCCCAUUACCCGACUUCUGAGCUGUACGGAGGAGGAGAAGAAGAAUUACAGAGGGAUGCAUUUGGCUCCAACUUUUGAGGUCCCUUCCAUGAGCAGACACCCAAGGACUGGAGAUUGGUACCCUGCAAUCAAUAAACCUGCUGGAAUUGUUCACUGGCUGAAACAUAGUAAAGAUGCGGAAAAUGUUGACUGGGUUGUUAUUCUAGACGCAGACAUGAUCAUUCGAGGUCCAAUCAUACCUUGGGAACUUGGUGCAGAGAAAGGCAAGCCUGUCGCAGCAUAUUAUGGGUACUUGGUUGGAUGUGACAAUAUUCUAGCUCAGUUGCACACGAGGCACCCUGAACUCUGUGACAAGGUUGGUGGGCUUUUAGCAAUGCAUAUGGAUGACCUUCGAGCAUUAGCCCCCAUGUGGCUUUCAAAGACAGAAGAAGUACGUGAAGAUAGAGCUCACUGGGCAACCAAUAUAACUGGGGAUAUCUAUGGGCAAGGUUGGAUAAGUGAGAUGUAUGGCUACUCAUUUGGUGCUGCAGAAGUUGGACUUCAUCAUAAGAUUAAUGACAACUUAAUGAUCUACCCAGGCUAUACUCCACGAGAAGGUGUUCAGCCAAUUCUACUUCACUAUGGUUUGUCUUUUAGGGUGGGGAAUUGGUCUUUCAGUAAAUUGAAACACCAUGAAGAUGAUAUUGUUUAUGACUGUGGUCGUCUCUUUCCUGAGCCUCCUUAUCCUAGAGAGGUAAAAUUGAUGGAAUCUAAUCCAAAUAAAAGACGAGGACUGUUUUUAAGUAUAGAAUGUAUAAAUACUUUGAAUGAAGGUCUAUUGUUACAGCAUGCUACAAAUGGAUGCUCUAAGCCAAAAUGGUCAAAAUACUUGAGCUUUUUAAAGAGCAAAACUUUUGCUGAAUUAACUCGGCCAAAACUUCUCACUCCUGACAGUAUAAAAGAUGUGGCUGCAAAAGAGAAGCAGGUCAUCAAUGAACCUCAGAAACCAUAUCCAAAAAUCCACACCAUAUUUUCCACGGAAUGUACCCCUUAUUUUGAUUGGCAGACUGUAGGCCUUAUGCAUAGUUUCCAGUUAAGUGGUCAGCCUGGAAAUAUCACACGACUUCUCAGUUGUACAGAUGAAGACUUAAAGCGGUAUAAAGGCCAUGAUCUGGCUCCCACCCAUUAUGUUCCUUCUAUGAGCCGGCAUCCACUAACAGGGGAUUGGUAUCCAGCAAUUAAUAAACCAGCUGCUGUCCUUCAUUGGCUUAAUCAUGCAAAUAUUGAUGCUGAGUUCAUAGUUAUUCUUGAUGCUGACAUGAUCUUGAGAGGUCCAAUUACACCAUGGGAGUUCAAGGCAGCACGUGGCCGUCCAGUUUCAACUCCUUACGACUACCUUAUCGGUUGUGACAACGUGCUUGCAAAACUCCAUACAAGACAUCCUGAGGCUUGUGACAAGGUAGGGGGUGUAAUCAUCAUGCAUAUAGAAGAUCUUCGAAAAUUUGCUAUGCUAUGGCUGCAUAAAACUGAGGAGGUUCGUGCUGACAAAGCCCAUUAUGCCACAAAUAUCACCGGUGAUAUAUAUGAAUCUGGCUGGAUUAGUGAGAUGUACGGUUACUCUUUUGGUGCCGCAGAGCUGCAACUACAACACAUUAUAAGCAGGGAGAUAUUGAUAUACCCAGGAUAUGUCCCCCAGCCAGGUGUAAAGUACAGAGUUUUUCACUAUGGAUUAGAAUUUAAAGUUGGAAAUUGGAGUUUUGAUAAGGCAAACUGGAGAGAUACUGAUAUGACUAACAAAUGUUGGGCUAAGUUUCCCGACCCACCUGAUCCAUCAACACUUGAUCGGACUGACGAGGACAUCUUACAAAAGGACUUACUUAGCAUAGAAUGUGGAAAGACACUGAAUGAAGCACUACUCUUGCAUCAUAAGAAGAGCAAUUGUCCUGAUCCUAGCUCCUUGUCCAAACCAAAUUCAGAUACAGCAAAGGAAGUUGUCAGUUCAAGGAAAUUUGGCAAGAUUGAUGGAAGUAAUGCUGGUUUACUAAGCAACCCUGUACCUAUAAAACAUUCUCAGAAAUUAACUCUGCCUGCUGCAAAUGAUGGCAUCUUUGGUUCUUUGAGGUUCUGGGUUAUUGUAUUAUGGGCAGUUUCUGGUUUGGGUUUUGUGGCAGUCAUGUUCAUGCUGUUUUUAGGUCGUAAAAGUAAGGGAACUAAGGGGAAAAGUUAUAGAAACAAGAGAAGAUCAUCAUAUUCGGGAUUCUUGGACACUAGUGGCCGUGAACGGCUUAGUCGCAACGCUGAGUCAUCUUUGUAACCUUAAUUUAUAGAAGAACACACACACGAUGAUUUGUAGAAGAUAGGACAUUCCAAGAUUUUAGGAGAGGACUUUAAGAAGACCUUGCCAUAAGUCUUGGGGCAAAGUUUCACUCCCAAAAUAUUCUACAUUGUACUAUCAGAGUUGUCUCUUCUUGGACACAGAUUUAUUAUUGUUUCACAUCGUAUAGAACCAGUUUGAUUUAGGGCUGAGUACAGUUCGAUGAUAAUUGAAAAAUAAGAGCAAUUUUAUUUUA